Symbiodinium sp. CCMP2456 is the source of this 657-nucleotide messenger RNA. The record is from the annotation of a GenBank genome assembly. NCBI's taxonomy places the organism in Eukaryota, Dinophyceae, Suessiales, Symbiodiniaceae.
AUGCAGGUGUGGUGUGUGCACCUUGGCUCCGUCACCAAUGCCGCCAUGCACAGCUUGUGGUUGGCAUCGGAAGCGUACCGCGUCUUGGCUUUUGUCUUCCACGGCGGUUUCGCAGAGGAGACCAUGGGCGCUGCAGCCUUUCUAGAGGUGGCCACAAGAGGCUGGGAUCUUCGGGUCUCUGCCACCAGAGCCCGCCGGAAUCUGGAAGUAUGUCAUCCCUUCCUGCAGCAAUUCCUAGGCUUGGGUGCGUUCCUCGAAGCUGCUGCUGCCUUGACCAUUGCCCCAUGGGCUGCUCUCGUGGUGGUGUGCAAGCUGGAAGUCCAACAGCACAGCGAUGCUGGUGCCUACGUCGAGAGUGGGACUCUCGUGGCCGCGAUCACCUCUUUGACGGCCAUGGUCUUGGCGAAGGCGGUCUUCCGCACGAUCUCUUCGCCUUCCGAGGCCCUGCUCUACUGUGCGGUCCUGCGGGAGAGGUCGGGGUCGACAGAGGCCCCACCCAUCAGUGUUGAUGCUUUGCUGGUUGGUCCCCCAAAAGACGAUGCCGGCUCGCUGCAGGCGAUCUUCGAGGCGACCGUGGACGAGCCAGAAGGCCUCCACUACGAGCUCGUGGGCCUCCGCGACUCUGAGCGCAUCGUCGACUCAGAGUCAGAGGAUUGA